Cucumis melo (muskmelon) is the source of this 2688-nucleotide messenger RNA. Its product is annotated as putative pentatricopeptide repeat-containing protein At5g52630. Bases 151 to 2415 code for a protein of 754 amino acids. The record is from RefSeq and is a predicted model, not a curated record. Gene Ontology annotation, biological process: RNA modification. The transcript has 2 exons. NCBI's taxonomy places the organism in Eukaryota, Viridiplantae, Streptophyta, Magnoliopsida, Cucurbitales, Cucurbitaceae. Gene Ontology annotation, molecular function: protein binding; RNA binding; zinc ion binding.
GCAAAUCAGAUUAUAAGAUAGAUAAUUGACAUGAACACUCCAAUACAAUUGUUUUGUGUGUGUGAGGUUUAGAUUUGAUUUGAUGGGUGGGGAUAAAAUCGCAAUAUCUUCUUCCCCUCUCGAAAUUCCUUCUCUCUUCUUCUUCCUUCCAUGGCUUCCUUCCCUUCUGUUUCUCUCACUGCUGCUCUCAAUCUCGAACCCCAUCCAAGAAAACGGCAUUCCACCAGCUGUCCCCUCAACGAUAAGGAUAAGAGUGUGGGGUUUCAGAAAAAUCAUUCACUAAUCCAAUUGAAUGUUGUUGAUGCGGAGGAGCCGAAAUUGGGUACGAGAAUCGAAUCUUCUUACUAUUUUCCAUUGUUGCAAGAAUGUAUAGAUAGGAACUUAGCUACGGAAGCAAGAAUGAUCCAUGGACAUAUCGUAAAAACUGGAUUUCACGAAGACUUAUUUGUAAUGACUUUUCUUGUUAAUGUUUAUUCCAAAUGCGGAGUCAUGGAAAGUGCUCACAAGGUGUUUGAUAAUUUGCCUAGAAGAAACGUCAUUGCGUGGACAACUCUACUGACUGGUUAUGUUCAGAAUUCACACCCUCUCCUUGCUCUUCAAUUAUUCAUACAAAUGUUGGAAGCUGGAGCGUAUCCUAGUAAUUACACGCUCGGAAUCGUGUUGAAUGCUUGUUCUUCCUUGCAAUCUAUCGAAUUCGGGAAGCAGGUUCAUGCAUAUAUUAUCAAAUACCAUAUAGAUUUUGAUACUAGUAUUGGCAACUCUCUUUCUAGUUUCUACUCCAAGUUCAGAAGCUUAGAAUUUGCCAUAAGAGCCUUCCAGAAAAUCAAGGAGAAGGAUGUCAUUUCAUGGACUUCAGCUAUAUCUUCUUGUUGUGAUAAUGGUCAAGCAGCUCGGAGUUUAAGUUUCUUCAUCGACAUGCUCUUGGAUGGUGUGGAACCAAACGAGUACACUUUAGCAAGUGUUUUGAGCGCUUGUUGUGUAAAGCUGACAUUGGAUUUAGGAGCACAGAUUCAUUCACUAAGCAUUAAGCUUGGUUAUGGUUCAAGCAUACUGAUAAAAAAUUCUAUCAUGUAUUUGUACUUGAAAUGUGGAUGGCUUAUUGAGGCUCAGAAAUUGUUUGAAGGUAUGGAGACUCUCAAUUUGAUUACAUGGAAUGCAAUGAUUGCAGGCCAUGCUAAAAUGAUGGAUCUUGCUGAAGAUGAUAUUGCAGCUCACAAGAGUGGAUCUACAGCACUUGCUAUGUUCCAGAAAUUAUAUCGCUCGGGAAUGAAACCCGAUCUGUUCACAUUCUCAAGUGUUUUGAGUGUUUGUAGUAAUCUAGUAGCCUUAGAACAAGGGGAACAGAUUCAUGGUCAGAUCAUCAAAAGUGGUGUAUUGGCAGAUGUUGUGGUGGGAACUGCACUGGUGAGUAUGUAUAACAAAUGUGGAAGUAUUGACAAGGCGAGUAAAGCUUUUUUGGAGAUGCCUUCGAGAACAAUGAUAUCAUGGACUUCGAUGAUUACAGGAUUUGCACGACACGGUUUGUCUCAACAAGCACUUCAACUCUUUGAAGACAUGAGAUUGGUAGGAAUUAAACCAAACCAAGUCACUUUUGUAGGAGUUCUAUCAGCUUGUAGCCAUGCUGGUUUGGCUGAUGAAGCACUCUAUUACUUUGAAUUAAUGCAAAAGCAAUACAACAUUAAGCCUGUAAUGGACCAUUUUGCAUGCCUGAUUGAUAUGUAUUUGAGGUUGGGUCGGGUUGAAGAAGCUUUCGAUGUAGUCCAGAAGAUGAAUUUUGAGCCUAAUGAAACAAUCUGGUCCAUGUUAAUAGCUGGAUGUCGAAGUCAUGGGAAAUCCGAUUUAGGGUUUUACGCUGCCGAGCAGUUACUCAAACUCAAACCGAAAGACGUCGAGACAUAUGUCUCCCUGCUAAACAUGCACGUCUCUGCUGGGAGAUGGAAGGAAGUUUCCAAAGUGAGGAAAUUAAUGAAAGAGGAGAAGGUUGGGAAGUUGAAAGAUUGGAGCUGGAUUAGCAUCAAAGAAAAAGUUUAUUCAUUUAAACCCAAUGACAAGUCUCAUUGUCAAAGUGCAGAGAUGUACAAUUUGUUGGAGACUGUAUUCAAUGAGGUAAAAGCUCUCGGUUACGAGCCAGUUGAAGAUGUGGAAUUAAUUGAAAAAGAGGAAGACGAGGGAAAAGUAUUAUCCCCUACCAUUCAUCAUAGCGAAAAGUUAGCCAUUGCUUUCGGUUUGUUAAACCUGCCAACUGCCACCCCAAUUCGGGUUGUAAAGAGCAUCACCAUGUGUAGGGAUUGCCACAAAUUUAUCAGAUUCGUUUCUUUAUUGAAAGGAAGGGAAGUUGUCAUCCGAGAUAGUAAGCAGCUUCACAAGUUUUUGAACGGAUACUGUUCUUGUGGAGGAUAUGGAGAUUAUCUUUAAUGUGGUCGGUGAGAUACAAUCUUAAAUUCUUUACAAAACCUAAUAACAUUCAACUCUCAAAAUAAAUAAUUUAUGUAAGUAAGAUCAAGAGAAUAACCAGAUGAUAUUGAGCUUAAGACAAAAACCGAGACAAUUUGAUGUCAACGCCAUAGUUUCUUCUCUAUUUACCGAAAGAAUGGCAAGGCAUCGAUCUGCAAAUUUGCAAAGUAAAAAAUAGAUGACGUGAUGUACAAAUUUGCAAAGAUUUUAAUACAAAUACUCUUAUACAAAUAA